AAAAAACCGAGCCAGAAAUCCGGUUCGGUUAACAAACCCUGUAUUAUUUCUCGGCCCCCCGGGAAACAAAACCUCUCCAUCUUCUUCACUUCUCAUUCGUAAAUCUAGAAAUUAGGGUUUCCUUCCCGCCACCGCGUACCUCGCCGGAAAAUUGUCUCCGGUUUCGUAUUCAGGUAUGGAUACUUCAAGUCCUGCAGCUUUUGUCAAUGGAGCUUUGUUGAGGCGGUACAGUGGUCAGAAAGUGAGAGCGGUGGUUCAAGUAAUCCGGUCAGAUACCGGAUCCGUGAUUGGGAAAUCGACUGAUGAUCAGCAGAUUGUCGUUAAGGGCUCUCCUCCUCCGUCUCUAACUACUUUCGUUGAGGUGAUUGGAAUCGCCGAGCCUGAAAACACCAUUCGAGCUGAAGUUUGGACCAACUUUGGAGAUAAUUUCGAUGCACAGAACUAUAAUGAACUAUGCAAGCUCGCAAAUGGUGAGUUUAAACACAUGUUCAUCUAAAACACAUGGUACUAUAGGCGAUCGAUGAAUGUCGAACGAACCUAUUUCGUUGCGUUUUUUUUCUUGUAGAUUCUUCAGGUUGGAGCAAUUGACAUAUCUUGCAUUUGGUUUUUAGUGUCUGAAGCUGUUCUUGUCGUUUCAUGUUAGUUUCACGCUUGAACUAUUUGAUGAUCUUCGCAUUUCGUAUUGAAAACUCUUCUGUUUCAUGUUAAUUUUUAAGGUAGACUCUGUUAGUUGUUAAUCUGACUAUGAUACAUAUGCUUCUUGUUUAGUGUUUUGGUCUUCUUAUGAGUUGGGGACCUAGAUUGUAACAUAAAUAGUCAAAUGUUUUAAUAAACUCUAGAUGGUCUAGAACUUUAUAUAUAAGCUAUAUUACAACUUUCAAAAAGGAAAAAACAUUUGUUGACCCAAACAAUUAUACGCACAUGACACAACUUUGAAGAAAAAAUGUUCAGGAACCUGGCAGAUAAGUCUAAAGUUUCAAAUUUUAAUUAUACGCAACUUUGAAUUGGUCUGGUUCGGUUAAACCGGGCUAUUGGGGAGAUAUAGCUUCGUUCGACAUUUAUAUUCAUCGGUAUAGUCCCUCUUCGCUGUCGAGGCCCACGGCCCAGUCUAACAUUUCAAACGACAUCGUUUGAGAAUUGGCCUGGUUCGGUUAAACCGGGGUAUUGGGAGAUUUAGCCAAUAGCCAUCAUGGAAGAAGAAUCAUAGGACAAAACCUAAACAUAGACUGAACAGAUUUGUGACUGUCACGAAGAAGAAGAAAUCAGUGUAGCUCACGACCACCCUUAGGCAAAAGAUUGAAACUUCUUUUAGUCUGAGGCUUCUUUUUUCCUUAAACUUAAGAUAGAAGAGAAGCUAUGACCGAAUUGCAAAUGGAUGUGGAGACCAAUACUUCUACGCAGGAGUCUCUCCCAAAGCCUCAGGCCAUGUACCGAUGUAAGAAAUGCAGAAGAAUAGUCGCUAUUGAGGAGAACGUAGUCCCGCAUGAGCCUGGGAAAGGUGAAGAAUGCUUUGCUUGGAAAAAGAGAAGCGGGAACUCUGUACAAGUGCAAUGCUCUUCCAUCUUUGUCGAGCCUAUGAAGUGGAUGCAAACAAUUCAUGAUGGAUCUGUUGAAGAGAAGCUUCUUUGUUUGGGAUGUAAUGCCCGGUUAGGUUAUUUCAACUGGGCUGGUAUGCAAUGUAGCUGUGGUGCGUGGGUUAAUCCGGCUUUCCAGCUUCAUAAAAGCCGGUUAGACGAGUGUAAGAGCGAACCAAACCCGAACCCGAAUCUGGAAACUGUAUGAAAGGAGAAGAGGUUAAAAAAACUCCUGGAUAACUAGUUGUUAUAAUAAGAUCAGAUUAAGCCUUAUUGUGUAUUGAACAUCUUAAUGUGUGUUUUUAGUUAUAUAAAUCCAACAAAAGGUUCAUUAGCUUAAUGAUAGAGUACCUUAAAUUCAAACAGAGAGAAUCUAUUAGCAGUUAUGUGCAUUUCUC
Thlaspi arvense is the source of this 1972-nucleotide messenger RNA. The record is from the annotation of a GenBank genome assembly. NCBI's taxonomy places the organism in Eukaryota, Viridiplantae, Streptophyta, Magnoliopsida, Brassicales, Brassicaceae.